UUGUAAACAUAAAAAAUGAAACGUAAUCUAUUUGGACAAGUUUGUGCCUCAAAUUCAUUCAUCUAUCUAUAAAUUGCAGUACUCUGCAAUACUCAGAAACAAGAGCAGAAUUUACAGAAAUAGUAAGUGUAUUGAAUAAGGCGAAGAUGAGGUGUGAACAAGGACAAGAUCUCCCGCCGCACGUGCUGAUUUUCCCUUAUCCAUUGCAGGCGCAUCUCAACUCCAUGCUCAAUCUCGCGCAUCUCUUCUGCUUAUUCGACUUCCACGUCACCUUCAUCAUCUCCGACUUCAACCACCGCCGCCUCCUCGAGCACACCACCGCCGUCACCGCCUUCGCCCGCUACCCGGGGUUCGAGUUCCGGGCUCUCCCCGACGGCCUACCUGACGACCACCCCCGCGCCGGGGAGCGAGUCAAUGACCUCAUGUUCUCCAUGGAAAAAGUCACGGUGCCGCUCUUCAAGAAAAUGAUGGUCCAGGAGAAUUUCUUGGGCGGCGCCGCCCGUAGACGCGUGACUUGCUUCGUUGCAGAUGCUAUGAGCUUCGCCCCCGACUUUGCUAGAGAGCAUCAGCUUCCGCUCAUCCUCUUCCAUACUGCUAGUGCCUCCUUCUCCUGGUCUCAUUUUUGCUUUCCUCAGCUGCUUCAAGCUCAAGAUAUUCCUUUCCGAGGAAAAUCGAUGGAUGAAUUAGUUGAAAGUGUACCCGGAAUGGAAGGUUUUCUCCGACGACGCGACCUUCCGAGUCAUUACCGUGUUGACGAUGUAAACGACCCUAUUCUUCAAGCAUUAACAGAGAGGCUAACUGCGAAGGAAAUGGUCAUAUUUAACACUUGUGAAGAUCUCGAGGGGCCGAUAGUUGCAGAAAUACAGAAGCAUGUGCCGAGAAUUUUCUCCAUCGGUCCAAUCCAUGAGCAAAUUAAAUCCAGACUGACGGAGAAGAAGGCGGAUGUGUCGAUCAUCAAGGCGAAUCUAUGGGCGGAAGACCAGAGCUGCAUCGAGUGGCUGGAUGCGCAGCCGCCUAAAUCUGUCAUCUAUGUGAGCUUCGGGAGCAUAACACUUAUGACGAGAGAGCAAGUGUUAGAGUUCUGGCACGGUUUGCUCAACAGUUCGCAGAGAUUCUUGUGGGUGAUAAGGCCGGAUUCCAUCAUCGGGAAUGAAGGAAAUGAUCAAGUUUUGGAGGAAUUAAUGGAAAUUAGUAAAGAAAAGGGUUUGUUGGUGGAGUGGGCACCGCAGGAAAAAGUGCUCAACCACCCUGCGGUGGGCGGGUUUCUGACACACAGUGGAUGGAACUCAACUCUCGAGAGCAUUGUAGCCGGCGUGCCAAUGAUAUGUUGGCCUUAUUUUGCCGAUCAAACCAUUAAUAGUAGGUUGGCGAGUGAGGUUUGGAAGAUUGGAUUGGACAUAAAAGAUACUUGUGAUAGAUUGAUUAUUGAGAAGGCGGUGAGGGAUUUGAUGGAAGUGAGAAAAGAUGAGUUUUUGGAAAAUGCAGAGAAUAUGGCUAAGUUUGUGAAAAAAUCUGUUAGUAAAGGUGGUUCGUCGUAUACUAAUAUGGAUAACCUGGUUCAAUAUAUCAAGUCAUUGAUAAUUUGAUUAUUGUCAUUGUAAUUUUUAAAGAAUGUUUUUGUUUGUAUAUCCUGAAAACUGCAAAUAAAUUAAAAGGUGCAGUGUUGAAUAAAACAAGUUUGGCUUGUUGUAAAAACAGCGCAAGAAAGCCCUUUCUCAAUUUUUGUGUUUUUCUGAGAUUUCAAUUAGCAACUUUAACAUGUUUUUUGUUGAAUAGUGUAACUAGUUUA
Molecule: messenger RNA, 1789 nt
Organism: Salvia miltiorrhiza (redroot sage)
Lineage: Eukaryota; Viridiplantae; Streptophyta; Magnoliopsida; Lamiales; Lamiaceae
Product: 7-deoxyloganetic acid glucosyl transferase-like
Exons: 2
Coding region: 147-1586 (479 amino acids)
Molecular function (GO): UDP-glycosyltransferase activity
Source: RefSeq, a predicted model, not a curated record